Molecule: messenger RNA, 936 nt
Organism: Vicia villosa (hairy vetch)
Lineage: Eukaryota; Viridiplantae; Streptophyta; Magnoliopsida; Fabales; Fabaceae
Product: probable WRKY transcription factor 70
Exons: 2
Coding region: 51-794 (247 amino acids)
Biological process (GO): regulation of DNA-templated transcription
Molecular function (GO): DNA-binding transcription factor activity; sequence-specific DNA binding
Source: RefSeq, a predicted model, not a curated record
UACUCCACAUUAACAUAUUAAAAAAAAAAAAGAGUAAGCUUAUACAGAAAAUGGAUAAUAAUAUCCCUGAAGCUGAAACUGUGAGAAAGAGAGUAAUAAUCAAAGAGCUUCUAAAGGGUCAAGAAGCUGCAACCAAACUCAGAUUUCUUCUUCAAAAUGACAAGAAUCCAUUUGGUGAUGGCUCUCUCUUAUCGUACAAACUUGCUUCAAAUGUGCUUAGAUCUUUCACAGAAGCUCUUUCUAUUGUCUCACAGCCAGGUUGUGAUGAUUUUCUGAAUCUGCUAAACUCCGAGCCGGUGGCGGUAGGCGGCGGCAUUGAUCCACCGUCUGGAGAUUCAGCUGGUAGUGUUGUUAAGAAGACUUCAAGAGGUUGCUACAAAAGAAGGAAGUGUGCAGAGACAUGGAGCAUAGUUUCCCAAACCCUUGUUGAUAAUCAUUCAUGGAGAAAGUAUGGACAGAAAGGGAUCAUGAAUUCUGAAUACCCCAGGAGUUACUUCAGGUGCGCAUUUAAGCAUGAUCAAGGUUGCUUAGCAAUCAAACAGGUGCAAAAAACACAAGACAAACCUGAUAUGUAUGAAAUUACAUACAUUGGCAUUCACACAUGCAACACCACUCCUAAUAAUGAGACAAUGUUUCUUGUGGAUUCUGAUCAUGAUGAAGAAAAUACUACAAGUAUUGUUGCAAAUAAACAAGAGCAAGAAUUAAUGGAAUUUGAUGAUGUUGCUGAUGAUGCUGUGUUAGUGUUUCAAAGCCUGGCAAUGGAGUUUGGGGACAAUGACUUCCACUUUGAUUAAAAUAAUUAGUUUCUUAUAUGCUUUGAUGAAUAUUAGUUGUUGAUAUUGGAAUAAAUUUGAUUAUCUCAUUGAUACUACACCAUGUUAAUUAUCUCUUCCCAUUGUAACUGAUAUUUCCAAGGCGAUCAAUACAAUAAUUAGU